Alosa sapidissima (American shad) is the source of this 1612-nucleotide messenger RNA. Its product is annotated as zinc finger protein 239-like. Lineage: Eukaryota; Metazoa; Chordata; Actinopteri; Clupeiformes; Clupeidae. The coding region runs from base 112 to 1056 and encodes 314 amino acids. Gene Ontology annotation, biological process: regulation of transcription by RNA polymerase II. The transcript has 3 exons. Gene Ontology annotation, molecular function: RNA polymerase II cis-regulatory region sequence-specific DNA binding; DNA-binding transcription factor activity. The record is from RefSeq and is a predicted model, not a curated record.
UGUAUGUUAGCCUACUACCACAAGGACUUUGUUAGAUACAUUGUGUUAUCUUUACACUGAAGGAAAGUUUGAGAGAGGAUUUUUUUUGGCACAGCAGAACUUAAUUCUGAAAUGACAGAACCACUUAUACCAGGGAAGGAGAUCAAAAAAGAGGAGUUUGAUUAUUUUCUCCAUAAGACUGUAUUGGAAAAUGACUGCAGGACUGAGACACAAACAUCAUCUACCAGCAGCAGAGACCGCAGAGAAGAGGAAUUCACACCAGUGGAAAUUAAAGAGGAAAAUGAUUCUGGAGAAUAUGACCACGAUGACUCCUCCUCUAGGCCUACUUUAAAGCCCAUGUCUCUGGCCCAGAUGAAGAGGGUAUCAGUGGUGCUGGUGGACUGCUGUAGACCACAAGGACAGAAAAGGACGGAUAUGCAGAUGCAGACCAAUGGAGAUGCAGAACAGCCUGAGAUCAUUGUUGAAAGGAUCGCAAAUGGGAAGAGUUUCAAGAGGGAGUCAGAUCUCAACCCACAUCAGACAACACAUACUAGGGAAAAGCCAUAUCAGUGUACUACAUCUGGGAAGGAUUUCAGAUCAAGCUCAGCUCCUACUGACCAUCAGAGAACCCAUAUUGGGGGGUGGCCACAUCUGUGUGCAGAGUGUGGAAUGAGUUUUAGAUCAAGAUCAUGGCUUACUGCCCAUCAGAGAACACAUAGUGAAGAAAAGCCAUAUAAGUGUACUACAUGUGGGAAGGGUUUCAAAAGCGGAGGAAACCUCACUAUCCAUCAGAAAACACAUACUGGAGUAAAGCCAUAUAAGUGUUCAGAUUGUGGCAAGGCUUUUACUCUGGAGUUUAACCUCAAGGCACACCUGAGGACGCAUACUGGAGAAAAGCCAUAUCCCUGUUCAUAUUGUGGAAAGACUUUUUCUCAGGUGUCUAAUCUCAAGAAACACCAGAGGAUGCAUACUGGAGAAAGGCCAUAUCACUGUUCAGAUUGUGGAAAGACUUUUGCUCAGUCUGCUCAUCUCAAGAGACACCAGCUGAUGCAUACUGGAGAAAUGCCAUAUCACUGAUCAGAUUGUGGAAAGACUUUUACUCAGGUGUUUGAUCUCAAGAAACACCAGAGAAUCCAUACUCAAUAGUCCUUUGGUAGAAAGUCUUUUAUUGUUAAAUGUCAUUAAAUGAUGAGUAAUUUCCAGGUUCAUCAGAGGAUCCAUUUAGAGGAGAGACCAUAUCUGUGUUCUCAGUUUGGAAAGACAUUUACUCAGGCGUCAUCUCUUUUAGAGACGCCAGUGGUUCAGUCUCAUGCUGUCUCUGAGGUGUCUGGCUUUCAAAGACUGUCAUUGAAAUUAAGCAGUAUGGCAGUGGCAUCAGUAAGGAUAAACUGUACCCAUGACUGUGGUUCAGCCAGCUGAGUGCCACAGAUAACGACAGCCAUGGCUAUCUCCUUUACCAAUCCCACGAUCACGAGUGGCAAAUUGCUUUUAUACAAUAGUUUACUCUAUUUUCUUACUCAACGUUGUUGAUGUUUUUAUAUGGAAUUAAUUUUAGUAUUAAAAUGUUUGGUAACACUUUACUUGAAAGUAUCGACAUAAGAGUGACAUGACACUGUCAUGAACACAUGACACU